Molecule: messenger RNA, 945 nt
Organism: Lactuca saligna
Lineage: Eukaryota; Viridiplantae; Streptophyta; Magnoliopsida; Asterales; Asteraceae
Source: the annotation of a GenBank genome assembly
AUGUCGUCCGUGUUUGUGCGUCGCUAUACGUUUCCAAUCUCCGUAGAUAAUGCUAUAGAAACACAUGUCGUCUCUGUAAAUACGAUUCUCUUCUGUAAAGACUGUAACCAAAAACAAGACACAAGUUUCUUCACAGAUUCUCUUUAUAAAGACUGUACUCAAGAACAAACACAAUGUGAUCCAAGAACGAAACACAAGUGGGUUUGUAUCUUUGAUUCGAAAAGUGUUGCAUGUGUCACUGAAACGCACUUCUUAAGUCUUUUACUUUUGGUGGCUUAUGCGAUAUUCAAACUCAUGUCUACUCCUACAAAGCCUCAAUCAACACUGCUGUUCAUAUGCUUGUUCCUGUUCUUGUUCCUCAUGUCCGUUUGUACUCUCAAAAACCCUUCAGUUUAUAGAUCUGGAUUGAAUUCCAAAAUGCGAGAUUCUGAUCUGUACAUCCAGGCAAUAACCAAAGUCAAAGUCAAAACCACUAGUGAAGAGGAGACUACGUCUCAUACCACCACCACCAGAAGAAAAUUGGGCGGCCCUGGAUCAUCGCCGCCACGUUGCGCCUGGAAGUGUGGGCGGUGCACCCCCUGCAAGCCGGUUCAUGUUCCGGUGCCGCCUGGAACACCGGUGACCGCCGAGUACUACCCGGAAGCUUGGAGGUGCAAAUGUGGAAAUAAAUUGUACAUGCCAUGAUGCAUGCUUAUUUGAUUGGUAUUUACUAGCUAGAUCUUUGUUAUGUUAACUACGAGGGGGUAUCUUGUCAUUAAUGAAUUUAGGAGGAGUUAUAUUGAAAAAAAACAAAAUGGAAAAUAUAUAGAAGCUUCAUUAAUCUAUAGAAUAUUAAUUCUAACUUGGUAGCCUUUUCAUUUCAUAGUUUCCAUUUACUUAGAGUAUCAACGAAAGCUUUUUUUAUUAAGAAGUUUUGGUGUUACUUUUAUAUUAUGUACAUGUUGG